Molecule: messenger RNA, 1053 nt
Organism: Helianthus annuus (common sunflower)
Lineage: Eukaryota; Viridiplantae; Streptophyta; Magnoliopsida; Asterales; Asteraceae
Exons: 1
Coding region: 1-1053 (350 amino acids)
Molecular function (GO): nucleic acid binding; zinc ion binding
Source: RefSeq, a predicted model, not a curated record
AUGGCCAAUUCAUCAAAGGAGGCUUGGAAUAUUCUGCACAAAUCGUACAAAGGAGAAAAUCGGGUAAAAACUGUAAGACUCCAAACUCUUAGAUGUGAAUUUGAUGCGUUAAAUAUGAAAGAUGGGGAAUCUGUUGAGGAAUAUUUCAAUAGAAUAACCCUAUUAGUGAAUCAAUUAAGGACGAAUGAAGAAAAGGUCAGCGAACAACGAAUUGUAGAAAAUAUUUUACGUAGUAUGACUCGAAAUUUUGAGUCUGUUGUAAUCGCUGUAGAGGAAACUAAGAAUCUAGAGGACGUUUCCACUGAAGAGUUGAUGGGAAUUCUGCAAUCCCAUGAGUUACGAAUGAAAGGAUAUGAAGAUCCUCCGAUUGAACAUGCAUUCCAAAUUCAAAAUGCAAGUCAAGAUAAGUUUCGACAAAAUCGAAACAGUGCAGGAGGAAGAGGAAGUUGCAGAUAUAAAGAUCAAUAUUUAAGUUCCAUUAGAUGCUAUAAUUGCCAAAAACUUGGUCACACCGCCAAGUUUUGCCAAAAGAAAGAUGAGAAUGAAAGUUCUGAUAAUAUGUUGAUUCACCGAGAAGAUGAACCGGAAGGAAAGGAAACGGAUGACUCAAUGUUUAUGAUUUUCAAUGUAGAAGAGACAGUUAAAGAUGAUUACUGGUAUUUAGACAGUGGAUGUAGCAAUCACAUGACAGGAAACAGAGACUUGUUCAUAAACUUGGACGAGUCCUUAAAAAAGGAAGUGCGAACGGGUGAUGACAAGAAGUUGGAAGUAUUAGGCAGUGGAGAAGUCAUGAUUACAAUACAGGGACGAAGCAAAAAGAUACUAAACGUGUUUUACGUCAAAGGUUUAAGACACAAUCUUCUGAGCGUGGGACAACUCAUAAAAAGGGGUUACACGGUUAAGUUUCAAAAGGAUAAAUGCAUCAUAAAGGAUGCUAGCAAUGAAACCUUGGGUAUCAUAAGAAUGACAAACAACAAGAUGUUUCCUCUCAAUCCUGAAAGAGAUUUAACACUAGCAAUGACCAUGACAACAAAGGACACCUCUAUACUCUAG